AUACCUCAGAAUUGAACAGCAGACAUCUUGUGACGAUAAAAGCUUUAGUUUUUUAGGCGUAACUAUAGGGUAGAAAAUGAGUUCUCAGAGUCAAAUUUCAGAGGAGGAUCUGCUGUGUCCUGUUUGCUAUGAUAUCUUCACUGAUCCUGUGCUUCAGUUAUGUAGUCACAGUGUCUGUAGAGCUUGUUUGGAAGAGUUCUGGAGCUCCAGAGGAUUUCAGGAAUGUCCAGUCUGCAGGAAAAGAUUGACAGGAUGUCAAACACCCACUAAUCUUGCUCUGCGGAACGUGUGCGAGUCGUUCUUACAGAAGAGAGGUUCAUCUGAGGUGUUCUGCGAUGUGCACGGAGAGAAACUCAAACUCUUCUGUCUGGAUGAUAAUCAUCCUGUGUGUCUGGUGUGCAGAGACUCAGAGAAACACCUGCAUCACACAUUCAGACCCGUUGAUGAAGUUGCCCCGCUUCUAAAGGAGGAAAUUAAGACUUCAUUGAAAAAGUUACAAGAAAAACUCAAGAGCUUUAAAGAAAUAAAACAAACAUGUGAUGAUGCAUCACACCACAUUAAGGCUCAGACUCAACAGACCAUGAGAUGCUUGCAGGAGGAGUUUGAGCGUCUUCAUCAGUUUCUGCGAGAUGAAGAGAUGAUCAGAAUAUCUGCACUGAUAGAGGAAGAGAAGCAGAAGAGUCAGAUGAUGAAGGAGAUGACUGAACAAAUAGACAGAGAGAUCGAAUCUCUUUCAAACAAUAUUGGAACCAUAGAAAACGAUUUAGACGCUGCUGACAUGCCCUUUCUACAAAACUUCAAGUUCUCAAAAGAACGAGCCCAGGUCACACUGAAGGAUCCAGUGAUGCCUGCGGGAGCCUUGAUGAAUGUGGGACAAUACUUGGGGAACCUGAAGUUUAAAGUCUGGAAGAAGAUGAUGCAGAUAGUUAAACUCACUCCUGUCACACUGGACCCCAACACUGCACAUCCUCUGCUGUUCCUGACCGAUGAUCUGACCCAGGUGAAAUCCAGUGCUGAUGGUCAACAGUAUCCAGACAAUCCAGAAAGAUUUGACUAUUAUCACUGUGUGCUGGAUUCUGAGGCCUUAAACUCUGGAACACACUUCUGGGAUGUGGAGGUCCAAAACAACACAUGCUGGUCCGUUGGAGUAACCACAGCAUCUAACCAGAGAAAAGGAGGCAUUUUCUUUGACACUGGAGCGUGGCGUGUGCGUUACAUGUCUGGUCAGUACACGUCACAGUCACCGUUCAUGCCCCCCAUGCAUUUAACUGUUGAAAAGUGGCUGAAGGUGAUCAGAGUGCAGCUGGACUGGCACGGAGGGAAGAUUUCAUUCUCUGAUCCUCUUACUAACACACGUCUGUGCACUUUCACCAGUACAUUUAAGAGAGCAAUCUAUCCGUUUCUCUAUAGCAGCUGUACAGAUUUCCCACUCAGAAUCUUACCCAUGGAACUUAGUAUCAAUGUGAAGCCUCUUCAUUGAAAGUGCGGGGGUUGGAGUUCACUUAUUCUAUUGUUUGUGUUUUCUGCUUUUGCAACACCAUUUGGAUGUUAAUUGUCCAUCAAAGUGAAAUGUAAAUUACUUUAAGCAUGUAGUAAAUACUAGAAAUUAGAAAUUCGUAACAAGUUUGCUGUUCUGGGUUUAGGCAAAUAUUUUGGAAUAUUUUAUGUGGCAAUACAGUGAUAAUACAUAAAAUAAAUGUGUGUCCUUCUGAGAAAACAGCAGUUGUAUUUAUUUGUAAAGGAUACAGCUGAAUUUGCAAGAAAUUGCAUUCUGCCUUCUAAAGGUUUCAGCCAAACCAAAUACUUCCAUUUACA
Molecule: messenger RNA, 1815 nt
Organism: Carassius carassius (crucian carp)
Lineage: Eukaryota; Metazoa; Chordata; Actinopteri; Cypriniformes; Cyprinidae
Product: zinc-binding protein A33-like
Exons: 6
Coding region: 77-1480 (467 amino acids)
Molecular function (GO): zinc ion binding; protein binding
Source: RefSeq, a predicted model, not a curated record